Molecule: messenger RNA, 557 nt
Organism: Columba livia (rock pigeon)
Lineage: Eukaryota; Metazoa; Chordata; Aves; Columbiformes; Columbidae
Product: ubiquitin carboxyl-terminal hydrolase 42-like
Exons: 5
Coding region: 118-534 (138 amino acids)
Biological process (GO): regulation of apoptotic process; protein deubiquitination
Cellular component (GO): cytosol; nucleus
Molecular function (GO): cysteine-type deubiquitinase activity
Source: RefSeq, a predicted model, not a curated record
CUUAAACUGCAAGACCUCCAUUAGGUUUCCCAUCGCUGUGGAUAUUUUGCAAACCUGAGGAGCUUCCCUCUCCCAUUCCUCCCUCCCUCUCCAGGUGGCCAGAAAGGCUUCUGCGUCAUGUGCAGGAUGGAAGUGCACGUUCAACAGGUCCUGCAUUCCUCAGCCAGUGCCAUCGAGCCUUGGGCUGUCGUCGAUUUUCUCACAGAAAUAGGAGAAAAUUUCCAGCAUGGCAGGCAGGAGGACGCCCACGAGUUCUUACGCUGCACCAUGGAUGCCAUGCAGAGAGCUUGUCUGAGAGGAAACAGCGACUUGGACAUGUCCUCUCAAGCAACCACCAUCGUCCAUCAGAUCUUUGGGGGCUUUCUGAGAUCCAGAGUCACAUGCUGGAGCUGCCAAGCGGUUUCCGAUUCCUACGAGGCCUUCCUGGAUGUUCCUCUGGAUAUCAAAGCAGCCGCAUCUGUCACCGCAGCUCUGGAAGACUUUGUGAAACCGGAGCACCUGGAUGGUGAAAACUGCUUUAAAUGUAGCAAGUAAGGCCAUUAUUGAUGAUGUAUUCA